Diaporthe batatas is the source of this 4332-nucleotide messenger RNA. RefSeq lists its product as uncharacterized. The record is from RefSeq and is a predicted model, not a curated record. Lineage: Eukaryota; Fungi; Ascomycota; Sordariomycetes; Diaporthales; Diaporthaceae. Gene Ontology annotation, cellular component: site of double-strand break; nucleus. Gene Ontology annotation, biological process: double-strand break repair. The transcript has a single exon. Bases 1 to 4332 code for a protein of 1443 amino acids.
AUGGCUGGCCCAGCGCCGUCAACCGCCACCGUACUCGAGUUCCGCUGUCUCUUCACUCAUGACCUGCGCCGCAAGCAGAAGAGAUGGCAAGAUGGACGACUCAAGUACCACACCUUCAAUGCACGCGUCAUGGUCUAUGACGACCGCGGGAACUCGGUUGGGGACAUGCACUGGCAUGGCGAAUACGAUUUUGGCGAGGGCGAGGAGGUCCAACUUGAUCGCGGCGGCGUCAUAGUCCAGGUCGAAGACCUCGUGGAACGCAAGGAGACAGACCUGUCUGAGCUUGUCGAUAAGCGAGUCCAGGAGAAGCAGCAGCGCCAAAUGCAGCAGCUGGCCCGGUCACGAGCCUCCAGUGCCGGGCUUCCUCGCUCUCUGCCUCGUCCUGCAGCUGUUGCUCCAGACCGUCAUCAGCCGCCGCGACAUCAAGCUCUCCACCAUGUCAUCGGGACACCAACUGGCCACCACGGAAAGGCUUUGGUUCCAAAGGAGUCGCCAUUUGAGCAGAGGCAGCAAGCUGCUGCAUCCCCGGAUCAACGGACUGCCAAGAGGAGAAAGUACGAUGAGCCUCCUCCGAGCAAGAGCGGUUACGCAUCGGCAUUGUUUGGACAAGUUCUGACCCUCAGUGCUACGCCAUCAAAUCCGCCCCCUAAAAUCCGUCGGCCGAGGCCUGAAGCAGGAACAGGUCCACUUCCGGAGGCCGAUGCUCAGUAUUGUCGAGGGGAGCCAGAGCCAGCGAGGCGUGAGCAGCCGCAAUCGUCUCGGCGCCUCAACCACAGCGGGUACGCACAGUCGCUGUUCGGGCAAACCUUGACUUUGAGCCACACCCCCGUGAGCUCUGUGUCAUUGGCGCCUCAACUACACAACGAGUCGGUAUCGAACACAACGGUCGAUUGCAACGCAGGGGAAUCUCCACAGAUGCCGCGAAAUCCAGCACCACCACGGCUCAUUGCGCGUCAUCAACUUGACAAGUUUAGCACCAAAUCUGUGCCAGACUCGCUCGUCACUCAGAGUAGGGCUUGCAAGGCUGGCAACAGGCAGGCAAGGGGCAAGGACAAGGGCAGCGCUGACAUCGGCAAGUCCGAUUCGUAUGCAAGUCUGUCUCAGAAACACCCUGCAACGAAAUCCGUACAAACCAUUCCAGAACUCAUAGAUGUCAUCGAGAUCGAUGAUCCAGAUCCGAUUGCGCCCCCGCUUACUCAACACCCGGAGAGAGAGCAGAACACCCAAGCACGCUUACAGAGACCUGGGGGAAAUCCAAGCACUUCCGAGGUUGGGAGAAGGGAAACUCAUGGGCCUCCUGAAGAUCAGGCCCGCUCAACGAGACAGAAAAUAUCGGAGGCUGGCCAUCACGGCAAAUCCAAGAAGGCGAGCGGCAAUGAGCGAAACAACGGCCCCGACAAAGCUGUAGCCAGGGCCAACGGUAGGAACGCCAGCUCUGGGCCGACCGACACCACAGCUCGUGGAGUCGAUAGCCGCACCGCUGACGCGACGAGGGACCCAACCCUACCAGUCACCGAGCUCAGGAUCAAGUCCAGCAAAAAGCGAGGUCUUCUGAUGAUGUCCGACGCUUCAAAGCCCAAGAAGACGCGUCGAGAGGUCUCUGCAGAUGCAGCCAGAUCUUUCAAUGGGGUUUCAACCCACUCCCCGAGAGACUCCGAUGACGACGACCCAUUCCACCAGUCUUUAUCAACUCGCCUGCCAAGCAAGUUUGACCCCAACCACGGUGUUGAUGACUUAGCGAGAGCCUAUCCUAUGGUUUCUGACCGCCUGUCGAGUAAUGACGACAAAAAUGGUGACCUGGAAUACCCGCUUUUGAACCGCGAUGGGGAGUGGGAGAAAGGUCGAGUGCUAAGCGAGCUCAGGAAGGAAGCUGCGGUACGCACAAUUUCGACUGAACUUGGCGAAGACGAGGACCCUUUUCAGUCACAGUCACUGGCAGUCUCAGAACAGACGUAUGACAGAACCGAGUCAGCGACAAGGAACGCUGACCAACAAAUGGGGCAAGAGAGACUCGAGCAAGCGAAGGUCACCUCCCAGAAUGCGUUCCGUUCUGAAAUGUGCUUCGUGGAUCAUGGCGGGGGUGCGCCUGCUGAUAUCCUCCAGCCCACAAAGCGUUCAUUCUUGUUGCCAAGGGUGGAAUGCGACCCCUAUCAGAUCCCAUCUUCUCCGCGGGCGUCCAGUCCUGGGGCAUCAUCAUGUGCACAGAGGAAUGAACGCGAUCAUGACCACGGCGCUGGAGUUGGAGUACCCAGGUCGAUCGACAACAAUAAAAACCCGAGCACGGCCAAGAUACAAAGGCAGAGCCGGAGGAAAAUCAUUGCAGAUGAUGGUUGUAUUGACCCGGCCGCCUCGCUCCCCAGCAAUGCCGAUUUGGGUUCUGAUUCUGGAUUCGCUGCUGUUUCUUUGGUCUGUGACGAGGCUGCCAACAAACAGCUUCAGUCAAGCAAAUCCAUGAAGACUUGGGCCAAAGAUCCGCCCCCUACUGUCGCAUCUGGCGACGAAGGGUCAGCCAGACCUACGCGUAAAGUCAAAGGUUACCGAAAGAAUCUUGGCAUAGAGUCAGAGGAGGAUGGGCUGCCUUUAGUGCGGCACCAGUCAAGGCGACGAAGGCGACCUCAACCCAAAUCAAAUGAGCCCUCGCCUUUAUCAAGUGAACAAGAUGGCUCGGAAGAGGAGGAAAGUCCAAAGAAACGCCGCAAUACCAAGGCGUCCAAAGUCUCAGAGGAUCGGCCACGUCUGGAGAAGAUCAAGAAAAACGUCAAGAGCAGAGAGCUUGUUGGUCUCAACCUCGCUGCACUGAAUGCACCUCUCGGCCUUAGAGGGAUCGGGAUGCCAUUCAGUAUUCUGCCUUCGCCUAUGAAUGAGCCCGUUCAGACACGGUCUCCAGCUCGUGCUGUAGCGGAUGAGAACAGGAGUCCCGUGGUUGUCGAAAGCUGUGGUGAUCAAAUGCUACCAUCCUGUCCUAACUUCUCGGCCGCACCUCACAAACGGGACGCUCAGACGUCGAAAAGAGACGAAACGAGUUAUGUACCCCUUGAUUCCUCCGAUCCCGACGCGAACAGAAGCAAACCCCUCGGUGAGGAUGAUUUCAGCGCAUUGGUCGAGCCUGAUGCGCCAGCGUAUUUAAAUGUGCCUGAGAUCCGCGAUUUUGGUAGACCAGGCGGGCGGGUGGCCGACUCACAGAGCCCUACAAAAUGUCAAGACAAGCAAGCCGUGGGCCGAGCUCAGUCAUUAAAAAGUUCAAUACAUCCGGAACCUGUUCUCGGCAAGCCGAAUCCAGAAGCACAGCAAUGUCACGCCAUGAUGCCAGAGGACAUUGCGACCGUCAAGGCCGCUGAGCAGACCAUUCCAAGCCUGGAGAAAUCUGCACAAAACGGUUCUAUUCUCUCAAGACAGUCUUCGACAGUCGCAAAUCACACAAUUUUGGACGAAGUGACACUAGAGACCCCAUUGAAGACAGUGGCAAAUGCCCAGCAGCCGUCUGUGCCUGCACAGACUACCACUAUAGGGCAUGCAAUCAACACUGGCCCCUUGUUGCGAGACCAAAAUAAUGCGGAUGGUCAGCAGCCAUCAAACACCGAUCAGACGGCUCGAAGUGUGACGAAAGGCCAGCCAACGGAAUCAGUCGCAGCGGAUCAGCGUGCUAACAUGUCGACCAAAUCACAAGCAGUGACGUUGCUCAACCAAGAAAAGCCAAUCAAUCAGCAACAUUCGUCGAUACUUGAACCUGCCAAUGCAUCAAACACAGUCGAGAGCCAUCCAAAUGUUAAAGCGGACACUUUCAAGGCCCAAUUAGCCGUUGAUAAACCCAAAUUAGCCCUGUAUGGGCAUUCUUUGACCAGUGGCGACCAGGAACCCAUGACAUGUCAAAAGAUCAUGGGCAACGCAGACUCCGACAAGGUAUCUUCUCUCCCUGUUCGGUCACCCAAUUCCAUCGACCUCCGUCGUCAAGCCUCAACUCCACGGAGCAUCAACAAUAUUGGAGCGAAAUUGACACCACAGGCUCAAAAGACAGGAAGCUCGUCAACAGACGUGCAUGAAAAGCCGGCUUCCAAUGCGCGCCUUGCAAACCCAGCGUCUCGCGGCCGCAAAGCAGCACUGGCGUCACAUGCAGCGGGGCCAGUUCCGCAACGCAUGCUGCCGCCUACGCAGCCUACCACGAUGAUUCCAGUCUCUACGGCAGACCUCGCAGCGACGCAAAUCGAACAGGCUCCUGAAAAGCCCAAACGGCAGAAAAAGAAGAUGACCUUCCCUGGGUUUCAGUCUGCUAGGAGUGAUGGGCCUUGGAGUAGAGAGGCAUUCGAUUUGCUUGAGAGUGGUAAACCGGAGUAA